AACACGGGUGCCUAUUAGUGGAUUUAGUCAGAGUCUCAGAGACGUAUACACUACAGUGGUGUACACGUAACCGUUUGGCCACUUAAAUAUUCAUAGUUUACGAUUUCAUUCAAAGGGACUUGUGAAGAUGAGGACUCUUAAGAAUAGAAACACAAAAUUCUGUGCUAUGUUUGUAUCGUCACUGGUGAUAUUCUCUUGGACGUAUAUUCAUCGGAACGUCGACUACACUAAUUGUCCUGGUCCAGGGAUUUGUGAAGAUGAGGACACUUAAGAAUAGAAACAUGAAAUUAUGUGCUAUGUUCGUAUCGUCAUUGGUGAUAGUAUCUUGGAUGUAUAUUCAUCGGAACGUCGACUACACGAAUUGUCCUGGUCCAGAAGUGAAAGUAUUUGAACAACAAGGUUUGCAUGGGGUAAUCGUCACUGCAGACCCAGAAAGGAACCAAUUUGCAAAAGAAAGUAGUCAAGAACGAAACUCUAGUGAAGUAUCCAUAAUGAUGUGGAGGGCUAAAUAUGUCCACAAAAUGUGUGAACAGAUUAUCUGGAACGCCUCCUACGUUCAUGCAAGGACUCCCGUCUUCUUUUACUCAAAACCGAAUGGUCUACUUGCCUGUAAGUCACCUAAGACAGGAAGUACGUUCAUGGGUGCAUUGAUCAGGGCGCUCAAUCAGCCCAGUAUUAACAAAGUCUCCGGCAUGUUUCUGUUAGGAAGAAACAAAAUCCAUAAUGGUUUGCACGAAGUAUGGGACAUACUGGCGGCUGAACCAAUCAAACAGUCGACAUUGACAGUGAUGAUAACACGUGAUCCAUAUUCGCGGCUGUUUUCUACUUUUGUAGAUAAAUAUUUCCUCCUAGGACGGCUCGGCAGGGAAUUAGCUACUCACCUCAAACGAGGGUUUAGAGAAGACAGAAACAACGAGUAUUGUGGAUACGAUAUAACGUUCCAGGAAUUUCUGGAUUAUAUUGUGUUUCUAGCUCAAAGUAUGAAGGAGUUAAACGAACAUAUGGUCCCCGUAGCUCAACUCUGUGACGUCUGUAAUAUGAAAUAUGACCUUAUUUGUCGACAGGAGUCUCUGUCGGAAGGUAUAACAGAAGUAUUAAGACUUACUAAGAAUGUAACCAGCAGCAGACUGAAUGCUAUCCGUCAGUCCAUCAAUACUACUUCACCAUACGCAUCAAUGCUAUCUCUGAUUUCCUCGCAAAUAUUUGAUUACAACAACCAUCGUCAAGAUUGUCCUAAUCAAUUGUCUUUUAUGAGAAAAAUGUGGAAAACGUUUCAAGUUCAAGGACUAGUUAAUUCUGUUAUAAAAUUUCCAGAGGAGAUAUUUUCAGGAUUUUUGUUCGUUGAGAAGGAAGCUCAAGCUAUAACUUCUGCCAGUUUACAAGUAAUACAGUCGAAUCCAUUGUCGAAAAAACAACGACAGCAGCAGAGAUUGACAGCUCUGACGAUUGCAUACCGUAAUAUAAGGUGGCAGACUAUUGUCAAUUUACAAAAAGUGUUUAAAUUGGACUUUCUGCUGUUCGGUUACUCAAAUUAUCCACCUAUUAUAUAUAAUAUCACCCGAACAACAAAUGGAUAUAUUUGACAUUUUAAAAUCCAUAUAAUUACAUUUUAUAU
Molecule: messenger RNA, 1615 nt
Organism: Mizuhopecten yessoensis (Yesso scallop)
Lineage: Eukaryota; Metazoa; Mollusca; Bivalvia; Pectinida; Pectinidae
Exons: 4
Coding region: 258-1583 (441 amino acids)
Biological process (GO): carbohydrate biosynthetic process
Cellular component (GO): membrane
Molecular function (GO): sulfotransferase activity
Source: RefSeq, a predicted model, not a curated record